UUAAGAAACUAUUGAAAUGGAAAAUACUAGAAAAAGUGGUCAAUCAACCAUGUCAAAAAUUGCAGAUAAUUCAGUACUAAAUGGAUUAGGUUGUGGUCUAAUAGGUGCUUUUUUUCCAAAAAGAAAUACUAGCACAAAAAUCAACAUUACAACCAGGUCCAGUGACACCAGUGUUGUCAAGAAUUCAAGAAGAUGUCACACCAGCACUUGUCCGAAGAAUUCGAUUUCUAGCAAGAACAAAGUGUCACAAGUUGCGAACUUGGCAUACACACAAAAGCUUAGAAGAGAACCAACAUUCACCUCGAGUGAAUUGAGCAUGACAAUCUUUAGUCAUCGGAAAUCCAAGGUGAAUGGAACGUUGAAUAAUAGUUCAACAGGCAAUGUUACACUACUAAGCCACUUGGGAAACUUGAAGCUGCAGGGGAACCAAAAUUCCUCAAGUGACAAAAAGGCUAUCCAGAAGAAAGGCAAAAUCUUGAUCGGGAACAUAGCAAGGCAAACUAGUAGUACUGUAAAAAGCCAUCAACCAGGGAGUUCAUUUCGCGGUUCUGCAAAUAAACUGGACCCUGAUGUGCUCAAGUCCAUAGGCAAUGAGCAGUACAGACAGGGGAAACUUGAGGAGGCAUUGGAUUUGUACAAUCAAGCAAUUGCAAUUGAUCCAAGAAAUGCUAGUUAUUAUAGCAACAAGGCUGCAGCUUUGAUGAGUUUAGGCCACGUGAUUGAGGCAGUUGUUGCAUGUAUAGAGGCCGUCCGGCUAGACCCUUCUUAUCACAAUGCACAUUAUCGUCUUGCAAGACUAUACGUUAGGCUGGGAGAUGCAGAGAAAGCCAUAGAUCAUUACAAACAAUCAGGGCGAAAAGUUAACAAGAAGGACAUUGUAGAGGCUCAUGAUAUUAAGAGACAGCUCUUAAAAUGCACAGAAGCACAGAAGCUGAGAGAUUACAAUACAUUGCUAAAGGAAACACAAAAUUCUAUCACCUUAGGAGUAGAUUCAGCUCCACAGAUCUUUGCCAUGAGGGCUGAAGCAUUAAUAAAGUUGCAUAGACAUGAGGAAGCAUACACCACAAUUCAGAAAGUACCUCAUAUAAAAACCGAGCUAUGUGCUUGCCUUCUUGGUUCAGUAAAAACAGUUUAUUUGUUGAUCACUCGAGCUGAGGCCUAUGCAACAGUUGGCUGGUUUGAGGAGGCUACAGCUGCAGCUCAAGAAGCAACAAAAUUGGAUCAAAGCAAUGAAGUAAUUAUCACAAUUCUAAGGAGAAUUGAAGGGUUGGCAUCAUCUCGGUUAAAAGGUAACGAGUUGUUCAGAGAAAAUAAAUUCUCAGAGGCUUCUUUUGAGUACACUGAAGGACUAGAACAAGAGCCAUACAAUUCUAUUCUACUGUUUAACAGAGCAGCAUGUCGAUUCAAGCUAGGACAAUUCGAAAAAGCUGUGGAAGAUUGCACUGCAGCUCUUGUACUGCGUCCUUCCUAUACAAAGGCUAGAUUGCGGAGAGCAGACUGCAACAUCAAGGUAAUUCGACCACAUUUGUUAAAGACAUGAUUAAUUAAGUAAAUAAAAGUGUGCCCUC
This is a messenger RNA of Solanum stenotomum, 1568 nucleotides long. Its product is annotated as inactive TPR repeat-containing thioredoxin TTL3-like. Bases 17 to 1540 code for a protein of 507 amino acids. Gene Ontology annotation, molecular function: protein binding. NCBI's taxonomy places the organism in Eukaryota, Viridiplantae, Streptophyta, Magnoliopsida, Solanales, Solanaceae. Gene Ontology annotation, cellular component: cytoplasm. The record is from RefSeq and is a predicted model, not a curated record. The transcript has 3 exons.